Messenger RNA from Achroia grisella, 3021 nucleotides. Its product is annotated as IQ and ubiquitin-like domain-containing protein. Gene Ontology annotation, biological process: cilium assembly. Bases 111 to 2618 code for a protein of 835 amino acids. Gene Ontology annotation, cellular component: motile cilium; acrosomal vesicle. The record is from RefSeq and is a predicted model, not a curated record. Lineage: Eukaryota; Metazoa; Arthropoda; Insecta; Lepidoptera; Pyralidae. The transcript is spliced from 5 exons.
UAUAAAAAUAGUACUAUUUUAUUUUUAUUUCGUGUAUACUACACGAUUUUAUUAUUUGUUGUGAUCUCGUGUUUUGUUUUAAAUAAUAGAUACGUAUUUAGUGUGUAAAAAUGGAUGUGAGUAGAACAGUAGGAAUCGCCCCAAAUCCUGAGUGUUUAAAAGGAGUGGUUGCGUGUCAAUGUGAACUAGGUCGAGAGAAGUUACUGACUGCUCCACCCUACAAACGGGCAGCUUCGCCGCCCUGUGAUGAGUCGAAGUCGAGGUACUUGACAGCACCAUGUGCGAGGGACCUCGAACAAUACAAAUGCCCCAUCAGCCAUAUAUUGGUCACCUUCAAAUCGCCCCUACAUCCCAACGAAGUGUUCAACAAGGUCUUCCCAGCGACUACGCCAAUUAAAUUCGUCAAACGCAAAUUAGCCAAAUUACUCUCGGUGUCAAAUAACAAUCUUCUAUUGACGAAAAACAGAACUGUACUAAAAGAAACUAGUGUACUAUCUGAUCUAAAGACUGAUGCACUGGGCAAUUUAAUUAUUGACGUGUUUACAAAAGAUUCUGACGAAUUCUUCUUAUCGUCUAUACCGAAAGAAUCUUACGUUCAUGAACUUCUUCAUGCUGUUAUUCCUAAAAAAAAGACGAUGCCUUUUAUAGCAAUCAAGUUCAGAGUCCGCAAUCAAAAUGGCAUAUUUACUCGUUCAUAUCAUUCUAUAAUGAAAGUCCAUGAAAUUAAAAAGAAUUUAGCAGGGCUCUUCCUAGUAGACCCUGAUAAUUUAGUACUUUUACGGGGAGAAAAUCCAUUAAAAGAUCGCAUGGCUCUAUUAGACCUUGAUUAUGAUAAAUAUGGAAUAGUGGAAGUAGAAUUGUUGACGAAAAAUAACGAGAAAUUAAAUUUGGAUAAAUUGUACAAAGAGAUGCCUGUUAACGAUGUUCUAAGUGUCAUGAUACCUUUUGGUAGUACUUUAAAACAAAUAAAUGUAGAAAUAUUUUCGGAACUAAUAGAAAAGCCUUACUUGGGCGGAUAUAGAAAUGUCUACACAGGUACUGUCUAUCAUCACGCAUAUACACAAACACCACAGAAACCGGAGAAACUACCUCCAGAGAAAAAAAACUGUAGGGACACACAAACAGCUGAAGAAAGGGAAAAAAUAUAUGACACACCAUACAGCCGCUCUACACAGAUGAAUACCGCACAAGCUUACAUCCCAAAUGUAACGGACACAAUAAUUAUACCCAAACCAUAUGAGACUUAUGAACAAAUGAUUUUUCGUUUGAAACAUAAUCAUUACGCUGCAAUUAUACAACGAGCAUUUCGGCGAUAUCAGUUCAGAGAAAAAUGUCGGCGAUGGAUUCAUGAAUGCAUGGAGAGGAUAGACAGAAUAAAAGAGGAAGAUAGACUGGAGCGAGAAGCUAUGGAACGGCGUCUACGUCGGGAUCUAAUAACUAAGACAUUUCCGAAAACUCGUGAAGAUUUUGAUCAACUAUAUUCUAUGGUUGAUCGAUGGAAACAUGCAGAAAUAGCUCGGAUAUCGCAAUUACAUUCUAAAGGUCCCAAGAUUGCUGAAUUUACAUUGCUUCUCGAUAAGGAAGUGGAAUUACUUCGUUGUAUUGAAGCGUACAGAGUAAAAGUGAAAGAAGACAGCAAGAAAAUUAAAGAAAAAAAAUUUUUAGAAGAAAUAUCCAAACCCGUUGCCUGGUUUGGAAGGGAUGGUAAAUUAAUAACAAUGGACACAGUAGAAAUACAAAAGGCACGGAAACUCAAAGAAUUAUACAACUCCUUCAUCCGUGACGAUAUGACAGUGAGAGAACGCAUGGAACUUCUAGUUGAUAUGAAGUUCGCCCUCCAAGAAUUUCGUUACCCGUUAGCUGAAGAAAUAAUAAUACUUCUAGAUAGAGAAUGUGAUCUUCUUGUCAGAAGAUGUGACGAGUAUCAGCUUGAAUUUUUGAGACGGAGAAUUGCAGCAAGCUUGUUCCAAUUAAUAAAAACCUCAGAAUUGAAUGCUGGAGUGACUAAAUGUAAAGAUAUUAGAGACUACAGGAAAAUGGAAAACAGUCGAUUACAUUUUUGCGAGUUGUGCCAUCAAGUGAAAUCAUACACAGAUUUCCCUUUGAACGCCAAGAUGAAUGGUUACUUAGUUUGCACUUCGUGUUCGUGGAAAGAUGUAACUGAACGUUCUUGGGUUGAAAUGACUCCAUAUAGAUUCAUUCUACGUGCCGUGCAGCGUGACGAGCGAAGACGUAAAUGUUGGGGUUCGCUAGCAUUUGUGUUGCAAGAUAAGGAUAUAUUUUUUAUUGUGGAAAAACUGUGGCACUCUCACUCUGCGAUAAGCGAGUGUAACGAUGUAACUGAACUUAGAUUGUGUAGAUGGCAUGUCAAUGAAGAUUGGUCUCCAUGGAAUUGCUUUUUAGUUACUGUCCAAGAAAUGAAAGCACACCUGAAACUAGAAGUACCAGAAGAGGUGUACGAUGAGGAAUUGGUUCAGAAGGUGCGCAAUAAACAUAAAUUGGCUAAGGCCAACUUUGAACCAUUGAUAACCGUGAACAAACGUUUCACAGAAACAGGAGGCUGGCAAGGUGUUCGCGCUCCAGCUAUAUCACACAUAGAUGCCGUAGAUCAAAUUUAAGAAUGUUUUUUUAGAAAUGUUUAGGAUUAUUUAUUAACAAUCAAUAAUUAUAUUAUGAAUUUUUCAUAGUUUUGUGUUUUAUAUAAUGUCUUAAUUAGUAUUCCAAUGUAGAUCCAGGUUACGCACCAUUAAUCUAUUUUUAGAAUCAGAAUAAUCAAAUAAUGUACAAAACAUUGAGGCACGACAUGAAACAUCUUAUUUCUUACAUAUGCCAAAAUAUAUUGAUUAUGACUAUUGAAUUUGUGUACUAUGUUAUGUAACUUGUUUUCUCUGUAUACAAUUCUUUCAACUAGGCCUCGACUAUGAUAACUACUGAUGGAUUUCCCAUAGUCUUGGAUAAACACCUUAAAUAUUGUUAAAAAAAUUCUAUAUUUCGAAAUAUUAUGUAUAUUUUGACGGUAUG